Molecule: messenger RNA, 1980 nt
Organism: Penicillium brasilianum
Lineage: Eukaryota; Fungi; Ascomycota; Eurotiomycetes; Eurotiales; Aspergillaceae
Source: the annotation of a GenBank genome assembly
GCCUUUCUUUCCCGCCUCUCUCGAACACGGUGUCCCUUUCCCCUCCCGUCUUCCCAUCUCUCCCUUUUUUGCAUGGUGGUUAGGAAGCUGCCACUCAAUACUACAAGGUCCCUACUUCCCUGUCCUCAAUUGUGCACAUAGGGAAUCAUUUGACAAUGAGUGCCAAAGGAGUCAAGGAGGUCGAGCUGUCUAGCGACAUCGACUUCAUUAAGACUCCAGCAGCCACCCCUGCGAAACUCCAGACCGGAGAAGACUGUGGAAUUGCAUUAACCAACUUCCCAGCCAUUCACAAUGCCCCGCUGCCAGCCGACGGUCCUGGAAAUGAGAGCUUUUCAAACCUCCUCCUAGGCGGCAUCCUGAUCGGAGUCCCCACAAUCCUAACCUACCUGCUCAAUGGAGGAAAGAAGACAUUUUUCUUCUUCCUCAUCCUCCUCUUCCUUCCUCUCUUGGUUGCAUUCUGGGCCUGGAAAUCAAGCUCCAGCCCCCGCACCAACGAGAAGGUCAAGCUUCCCGGGCGACCCAUUGAAUACUACUUGACCUUCAAGCGCGAAGAGGAUAAAGCAAAAUGGCACGGAAGGAACAAAGUUCCCCUGCAAACGUUUGCAGAAAUGUAUCUGGACGGCUUGGUGGAUUUCAACGGCGACGCACUCGAGGUCAUGGAAUACCGUCACGACUGGGCGACCUUCUCUUUUACCUUGGACCUCUUCAAGUUCAUCGUUUUCACCUUCUUCAAGGAUGUCAUCUUCCACACUAAAGCCCAAGAUGAGGAACAGAUUCGUCCCAACUACGAUCGCGGUAAUGACCACUAUGCCUGGUUCCUCGGUCCUCGCAUGAUCUAUACCUCCGGAAUCAUCUCAGACCCGGCAAAGGAAGAGACUCUCGAAGAAAUGCAAGAUAACAAGAUGGCCAUCGUCUGCGAGAAGAUUGGUCUCAAGGAAGGCGAGACAAUGCUAGAUAUCGGUUGCGGUUGGGGAACUCUCGCCAAAUUCGCCAGUCUCAACUACGGCGCCAAGGUUACCGGACUUACUAUUGCGGAGAACCAAACCGCUUGGGGCAAUGACGCUCUCCGCAAGGCUGGGAUUUCCGAACAACAGAGUCGCAUUCUCUGCCUCGACUACCGCGAUAUUCCACGGACCAAAUAUGACAAAAUCACGCAGCUGGAAAUGGGCGAGCACGUCGGUAUCCGGAAACUUACCAGGUUCUUCCGCCAAUGCUAUGAUAUGCUCAAUGACGAUGGUGCUAUGUAUGUCCAGCUUUCGGGUUUGCGCCAGGCAUGGCAGUACGAGGAUUUCAUCUGGGGUCUGUAUUUGAACAAGUACAUCUUCCGUGGUGCGGACGCUUCAACUCCUCUCUGGUACUAUGUUAAGUGCCUGGAACAAGCUGGAUUCGAACUCAAGAGUAUUGAUACCGUUGGUGUUCACUACUCCGGCACCCUCUGGAGAUGGUACCGUAACUGGAUUGGAAAUGUGGAAGCGAUCAAGGCCAAAUACGGUCCCAGAUGGUACAGAAUCUGGGAGCUGUUCCUCGCCUGGUCCGUUAUUGCCUCCCGCGAAGGCAUGGCCACCUGUUACCAGAUGGUCGUAGUCAAGAACCUUAACUCGACUCAUCGUAUUAACGGCCUCUCCUCUCAAUUUGGCCUGGCCGGUGCCCUCGCCGCCAGUAAGGCGGCGGGCAAGUCUCGGCUGGAGUAGGCGGGUUACUGUCGUGGGUUGCCAACGUGAUGAAUUCUGACGAACACUUCAGGGGUGACGAGAUGGAUGAUGCUGGAAGUCUAUUGUACAAUGGGAGUUGUUCAAUUGGGAUGGAGCUAUACUGGAAGGGUAAAAAUCUAGAAUUAGACGAUUCGCCUGCGAGCAUAGCAUCUGAAUACGUGUUUCAGUAGUUUAGGGCAUUACUGCGAAGCAACGUGUUAGAACCUCAAAAGAACUAAAUAUCAACUGUGGCUUAAAGACAAUUGAAUGACUACAUCCUACAACGAUU